UCAAAACAAUAUUUACAAAACAGACAAACAGGAAGCAAAACUUGUAGAACGUAAAGUCAACGAAGUUUUUGAAAUUCAUUUGCAUUUUUGUUAAUCAUCCUUUAGGAAUCAAGUUUUAAAUACUAAUUUAUUUGUUACGUUUGCUACAAGCUGCCGCUUGAGGUUGUGUGGCAUGCAUCGCAGUUGCGCGGUGUUCUCCUGUGCAAACAGGAGCUUGAAGAAUGGCAAUAUAUCGAUGUACAGAUUUCCUGCGGAUCCCGCCCUCUGUGAAAAAUGGGUUGAAUUCUGCAAAUCAGAUCAGAUUACUGAAAUGCUGGUCCUUCAGGGCGUAGCAAAACUGCGAACUUCGUCAUUCAGCGUCUGUUCGGAUCACUUCGAGAACCGAUGCUUCGUGAACCCAAAGAACACCACACAAGGUAUUUACAAAGGAAGCAUUCCGACGAUCAUAGCCGGUCAUCCGGUAUUGGUGUCAAACUUCAAUAAGGCCAAUCAAAUAGCGGAAUAUCAUGCUUUUGACGCCAACCAGCAAGACGAAUCUGAGCAGUUUGCAGAAAGAAUGCCUGUAGAGGUGCUUCAUAACGAAUCAGAAGAAGUGAUAGAACCUACUCCUCCGGAGCAAGCAGUCGAACCAGCUCCUCUUCCCGAGAUUAGCGGAAUCAUCAAUCCGAGCACAUUUGACUGCGAAUGCGAACAGAAAAGCGAAUACGAACCCAAAUUCUACGCCGAACGGUCCCGGGCAGUAGGUUUAGUUGAGGAAUUGGAUGCCACCAGAAAGAAGCUUCGGGAAAGUAAAAAGCCAUACCACCGUAACAAACAGACUCUUCAGCGGGUAAAUGAAAGCAUCGCAAGGCUGAAGGAUAAAAUGCGAAGGUAUGCCUCGGAACACCACAUAAAGGUGGACCUAGACUCGAGUGGUGGUGAAGAUGAAGAAUAUGGGUUUCCCAAUGUAUUAUAAUCAGGGUGGGCAGACCUACCAUGAAACAAUACACAACGGGUAAUAUAAAUUCUAAGUAAAAAAAUUCAAACAGUUAAA
Aedes aegypti (yellow fever mosquito) is the source of this 1033-nucleotide messenger RNA. Its product is annotated as THAP domain-containing protein 1 A. The record is from RefSeq and is a predicted model, not a curated record. The transcript is spliced from 3 exons. Lineage: Eukaryota; Metazoa; Arthropoda; Insecta; Diptera; Culicidae. Gene Ontology annotation, molecular function: sequence-specific DNA binding. Bases 173 to 955 code for a protein of 260 amino acids.